Atta colombica is the source of this 1513-nucleotide messenger RNA. Its product is annotated as glucose-fructose oxidoreductase domain-containing protein 1. NCBI's taxonomy places the organism in Eukaryota, Metazoa, Arthropoda, Insecta, Hymenoptera, Formicidae. Bases 240 to 1400 code for a protein of 386 amino acids. Gene Ontology annotation, molecular function: nucleotide binding. The record is from RefSeq and is a predicted model, not a curated record. The transcript has 3 exons.
ACGUACGAACGUACAUAGAUUUGUGUGUCAUCGCAAUGGAAGCGUUUGAAAUAUGAUCAUAUAUGACACUCCGAAAAUGAAGAAGCGUGACUAAAUAUUAAGCAAGACUGAAAAUAAACUACGGGACACUCUUAUUCAUUGCUAAGAAUAAGAAUAGAGACUACUGUCGUCGCGUCAUAGGUUAAGUUUAAGUGAAGAAUUAAAAGGAACGAACGUGUUCCCUUCUUCACACGUUCAGGAUGACAUUACCCGGCAUCGGGGUGUUUGGCACAGGCAGCAUUGUCAGGAUCAUUAUACCUUUCCUGAGAGAGAAGGGUUUCAGAAUCGAGGCUAUAUGGGGUCGUACGCUGGCAGAGGUUUCGGAGGUAGCAAACGAUCUCCAAAUACCGUUUCACACAAGUCGCAUAGACGAUGUUCUUCUGAGGAAGGAUGUGGAUCUGAUCUUCAUAAUGUGCUCGCCAAGCUUGCAUUCCCAGAUUGCUGUCAAAGCCCUAGGCAUAGGAAAACACGUCGUAUGUGAUAAACCUGCAGGUCUAAGCCAAAGUGAGGCUUUGAAGAUGGUACGGGCUGCACAGUAUUAUCCUUCGCUGAUCAGCAUAGUCAAUCACAGCCUAAGAUUUUUGCCAGCCUUUGUACACAUGAAGAAGGUAUUGGAAGAUGGAUAUUUGAGUGGACCUGUAACAGUCAUAGAAAUCCGAGUACACAUGGGCAGUUUAUUGCAUAAUGGAUAUGAUUGGUUGUGUGACGACACAAUGGGUGGAGGAAUCUUGGCAUUGGUGGGCAGUCAUGUUAUAGAUUUAAUUUUUCAUUUGAUGGGUCAACGAGCUUCGAGAGUGCACGCUGUUGUGAGAACGUUUACCCAAUCAACAAAGUAUAUUAAUGGGAUCAGGCAUGUCACAUCACCAGAUUUCUGUAGCUUUCAAAUGGAGUUAAGUGGUGGUACCUUGGUAACGGCUACUCUAAGCAAUCAUUUGCAAGGUCAGCUCUCCCAAGAGGUGCUGAUAUGUGGAGGUGGAAAUCAUCUGAUUGUUCGAGGUGGAGAUUUAUAUGGAUGCCGUGGUGAACAAGAGGAAAUUCUGUAUCGUGAUACGGAUGACUUGCAAGGAAUAUCCUUACCAAUUGUGGACUCCAUACCCAGGCCUUAUAUCAAAGGACUUAGGAAGAUGAUUGCAGCACUAAGAGAAGCCUUUCAAUCUGUGGAGGACAAAAGAGGAUGGAUUAAAGAACCGGUGUUCUCCGCUUCUACAUUCGAAGAUGGCCUGUAUGUGCAAGCGGUUAUUGAUGCGCUGCGACAAAGUAACAAACAACGUGGAUGGGCGAAAGUUAACAUUCUGACAGAAGAGCCGGAUCCGAAUCCUUUGUUAAGCGCUGCUGUCAGAGCUACAGCCAUCUCGAUAUAAGAGUCUGUUUUGCAAAAGCUUUUCAUUGCUUAUGAAAAACUUUGCUGUACUGCUAUAUAUCCGAUAGAUAUAAAAAUUGUACUGAUACGUUAAUUGCGAGAAAUAAUAUUUAA